Saccharomyces cerevisiae S288C is the source of this 168-nucleotide messenger RNA. RefSeq lists its product as uncharacterized. Lineage: Eukaryota; Fungi; Ascomycota; Saccharomycetes; Saccharomycetales; Saccharomycetaceae. The transcript has a single exon. The record is from RefSeq and is marked reviewed. Bases 1 to 168 code for a protein of 55 amino acids.
AUGUUCAAUGUAGCAUUACCAUCACAAGACAAAAAAUCAGAAUUUUACAAGCAAAAGCGCUUAUCUUUAAGGACCAACAUAUUAGAUGAAUUCUUAAGGGUUGCCAAAACGCAAGACAACAGGCAAAAUAAUUUCGUUUCUCAGUACCGAAAUGACGAAAUAUACUGA